GGUGCCGGAUCGUAUCAGUGAAACGAUUCACGAAUCCGCCAAGUGUAUGAUAAAUUAACUUCAAGCCCCUGGAUUGACCGUUGACGUCAAUCCUGGUUCAAUAUCCGUGCAGACUUAUCCGCAUUUAUAUAGCUUCAGUCUAGGCCACCAGCCUUCCAUUCACCACUGGAUUAGAAAACCCACCGGCUAGAUUCGGGUUUCCAAGCCCACCAGCAAGACAGAAUGGCCGAUCAGUAUGGGUCGAGAACGGCCCCGUUCUAUCACGUCCCCUCUCGUCGCAUCGUCAGUGUGGAGCAUCCUGCCAUCAUCAGAAACCUUGACAAGGCUGUCGACACGCUGAAAGGUGAUGCGGGGAUAACCAAAGUACUACAACCAUCCAAGCCGGACAGUCCGGCCCACCUGUUCCUCCGUCCGGAGGAUGCCAUGUCCAGGCCGCUUCAGUCGACCAGCUCGUCGUCCAACAACAUCCUCCUCAAGGUGACCGUUCCGAAGAGAACGGGUCGCAAGCGCAAGAAGGGAUCAAAUGAGCCCUUCAGCGGCGUUGCCGUAUCGACGAUCCCUACGGAGCCGCAACGGCACAGUGCACGAGAACUGCUGCGGAGUCUGGGUGAUAAUGUUGGAAGGUAUCAGGUUGAGCCGGUGGGCUUUAUCGGCCGGACACAUGUGUUUCGAGGGAUGCCGGAUUAUGUCUUCUCUACUACGUCUAGUUCGUUUGUCAACCGAUUCCGGGAGCAGAUAUUGCCAUUCGACUACGAUAAAAUGAAGCAAUUCGACCUUGACAUGAGCAAAGGGGCCGUAUCCAAUGUGGACCUCAUCCCACCACCCUCCUUCAGCUUCGGAGACGUCCCCUUCACUUACAUCUAUCGUCAAAACCCCACAGUCCGCCAGUCCAUCGACACAUCCGGCAACAUCACCACCGUCAACACCCAACGGGUCGUCAAAGUGCUCACGCACCUAGUAUCCUACGACGUCCCCACAGUACCGACCAAACCACGCGACAACUGCCCACCGAUCGACACCCUGGACAAGAUCCUCCAAGAGACAAUCGCAACCGUGGAAGCUCUCUUCCAGCAACGUCCCGCCUGGACCCGUCGCGGACUACGCAACUCCCUCACGACCCUAGAGCAGCGAUACGCUCUCCGCCACGCAAUCCCCUACGUAGGCUACAUCUUCCGGUCUGGACCAUGGCGCGACGCCAUCGUCAAAUACGGACACGACCCACGCACCUCCCCCGACUACCGCAUCUACCAAACAGCCAUGUUCCGAAUUCUACCGCGAGAAGCCGAAGUCGCUCGCGACGGCUACACCGGUCGUCGACACGCGGCAGCCCGCCCCAACGAAGUACCCCUCGACCACGUCGACUCGCAACUCCCCACCGACUCGCACCUCUUCACAGGCGGGAUACCUCUCCCGCGCGACGGCCGAAUGUGGAUGUUCUGCGACGUGACCGAUCCCACGCUACGCAGCAUUCUAUUCCCGCCGAACCCGGCACCGGAAUUCCUCCGCAAAACGUGCGAUAUUGUCACGGAUGGAUGGUUCGGGAAUGGUACGCUUGCGAAGACGAAGACGAUUAUGCGCGCGAAAAUCCUGGCUUUAUUGGACGACAAGACCACGAAUAAUGAGGAGUUCGCGAAUAUCUUGACGCUUCCGGAUCAUGCGACGCCCGAGUCGGUCAUGGUGGACUUUUGGCUGGAUCCGAGUGUGGCGUCUCAGCGGGAGAUGAUGAUGGCGACGGAGAUGAGAGCCAUGAUUAAGGGCGCGCCGACGUGGAAGGAGAAGACGGCGGGGGAAAAGAGGAGUCGGGGUGCGGUGCGGGAGGAGGAACAGGAGGAGGAGCAGGAGGGUCAGCGUUUGGGGACUGCGCGAUCGAAGGGGAAGAGGGCAGUUCGUCGGGUACAAUUUCAAGAGGAUGUGGUGGGUGGCGAAGAGGGAGGCGAGGAAAUGAGUGAGGGUGAGGAAGAGGCCUUUGAGCAGGAAGAAUUGUUGGAAGCUGCGGCGGAGGCUGCGGCCGCAGCGUCAGCUUCUGGGGGUGAUCAGCAUAGGGACGAAGAUGAAGAUGAGGAAGACGAAAGCGAAGAACAGUCGGAUGAGGAUGACGAAGAUGAGGAUACAGAUAUGCUUGGUGCCGAGACCAAACAAGCUACAAGGCGGAGAGCUUAAAUGUACUUGCCAAUUACUAUGUACCAGUUCGAAG
Molecule: messenger RNA, 2194 nt
Organism: Aspergillus sclerotioniger CBS 115572
Lineage: Eukaryota; Fungi; Ascomycota; Eurotiomycetes; Eurotiales; Aspergillaceae
Product: transcription factor TFIIIC subunit TFC1
Exons: 5
Coding region: 223-2160 (645 amino acids)
Biological process (GO): transcription initiation at RNA polymerase III promoter
Cellular component (GO): transcription factor TFIIIC complex
Source: RefSeq, a predicted model, not a curated record